Purpureocillium lilacinum is the source of this 642-nucleotide messenger RNA. RefSeq lists its product as uncharacterized. NCBI's taxonomy places the organism in Eukaryota, Fungi, Ascomycota, Sordariomycetes, Hypocreales, Ophiocordycipitaceae. The record is from RefSeq and is a predicted model, not a curated record. Gene Ontology annotation, cellular component: RNA polymerase II, core complex. Gene Ontology annotation, molecular function: DNA-directed RNA polymerase activity. Gene Ontology annotation, biological process: DNA-templated transcription; transcription initiation at RNA polymerase II promoter; transcription-coupled nucleotide-excision repair.
AUGGCGACUCCCCAGUCCACCGGUUCCCAGGACGACGUCGGCGAGGGCAAGAAGCUCGAGCAGAUCACGUUCCGCUUCUGCUCCGAGUGUUCCAACAUGCUCUACCCCAAGGAGGACGAGGAUGCCCACAAGCUCCAGUUCACCUGCCGCACCUGCCAGUACACUGAGGAGGCAGCCUCCACCUGCGUCUUCCGCAACGUUCUCAACAACUCAGCCGGAGAGACCGCGGGUGUGACCCAGGAUGUUGGCUCUGAUCCGACGGUUAGUCCGGCCCCGUCGCUUUGUCUUUUGUGCAACAAUGCCAUCGAGUGUGCCUUUUGCGAUACUCCUGCCGAAAUUGUUGCCUGCUUUGAAAUCAAGCCUGCGAAGACCACCGACAGUAUUCUUGACCAACCCUUGUUUGGCAAGAUCAAAGAAGAGGAUUUCGACAGCUUCCAGAAGGUGGCUCGCGCCAUGGACAACUCUUCGGACGAUUGCGACUCGCUCACCGCAUGGGAUGGCAGCGACAUCGAGGAGGCGACCAUCAAGGCGACCCAGACGAUACUCCGCAACAUCGAGGAGCUUGAGGCGGAGCGUAAGCCCCAGGUCGACUUCAAGCUCCUGCACGAAAUCUUUUACGACGAGAUGGUCAUGGACGUCUAA